Pelobates fuscus (common spadefoot toad) is the source of this 2044-nucleotide messenger RNA. RefSeq names its product zinc finger CCHC-type containing 7 (gene ZCCHC7). Bases 100 to 1794 code for a protein of 564 amino acids. Lineage: Eukaryota; Metazoa; Chordata; Amphibia; Anura; Pelobatidae. Gene Ontology annotation, molecular function: RNA binding; zinc ion binding. The transcript is spliced from 9 exons. Gene Ontology annotation, cellular component: TRAMP complex. Gene Ontology annotation, biological process: nuclear polyadenylation-dependent snRNA catabolic process; nuclear polyadenylation-dependent rRNA catabolic process; nuclear mRNA surveillance of mRNA 3'-end processing. The record is from RefSeq and is a predicted model, not a curated record.
CUAGAGCGACGCUUGAAGUUCCAUGCUUGAGUUUAUGGUUGGGUCGAAUCGAGUUUAACCAUUUCCUCGCUAGAGUGUGGCUUGCAGUAUUUCUUCACAAUGUUUCAUGAUGAAGAUGAUGGUGAUGAGGACAGAGCUACAUAUGAAGAUGAGCUGUACAGAGAUGAGUCUUCCAGUGAGGAUAGCAUUGACAGUGAAGUAGAAUUCUACCUCUACAGCCAGGUGCAUUAUUCCCAAAAUCUCACAGAGUCUAACAAGGAGGAAAUCGAUGCAGAUCCACAACAAUGUAUAUCAGAGAAGAAACCGCAACUAAAUUCUAGUGUCAUCACUGUGACAGACAAUGAUGAAAUCUCAGAUAGCUCUGGGGUCAUCAUCUUGUCAGACACAAUGGAAGAAGAUAGUGUGUACAGUCUCAAGACUAAGAGGAAAGCAAGUAAGGCUUCCUUACAGUGGAAGGGUGUAUUACACAAACCAGGAAACCAAUCUACUCCCAAAUCCUGCAGUUCUCACAGUAAGCUUUUGAGUGGUUGUAAGACGGGCCAGUUAAAUGUCAGCAGGAGUUAUAAAGGUGGACUGAUCCAGGAAGUCUUGGUGAUUAGAGGAAGUUCUGAGGAUGAAAGGAUCGAUGAGUAUGUAGUAGACACUGGAACAGAAUCAGAAAGUGAUCAGAGUGAUUUGGAAAACUGGAUGCUACUUGGCAGAGCCAAGGAAGAGGGAGACACUAGUAUCCAGCUCAAUAUUGAGGGAUGUAGAAGUCCAUCUACUGCAGGUGAAGGAGGAAUUGACUGGUCAAUUGGUGAAAGAGAUACAGAGGCACAGAUUGGGAACUACGCUCCAACCAGACGGUCGUCCAACCGGUACUAUACAGAUAAGGAUGUUGUCUGCAGAAAUUGUAAUAAGCGGGGCCAUCUCUCCAAGAAUUGCCCUAGUCCAAGGAAAAUGCCAGCUUGCUGCUUGUGCGGUGAAAGAGGCCAUUUACAGAAUACUUGUCUUGCACGGUACUGUUCAAACUGUUUUCUGCCUGGGCAUUUAUAUCGAGACUGCAUUGAACGUGCUUACUGGAAGAAGGACUGCCAUCGCUGUUCGAUGACUGGUCACUAUGCUGAUGCUUGCCCAGAAAUCUGGAGACAGUACCACCUAACUGUUAAACCAGGACCCAUCAGGAAGUCGAAAUCUGGGCAAGCCAAAAAAAAUGUGUACUGUAGCAACUGUGCAAGGAAAGGCCAUUGUAUUUAUGAGUGCACAGAAAAGCUUAUGUAUAACGGAAGCUUUCCGUCAUGUCAGCUUGUAUUCACCUAUGAUGGGGAUCGGGAUAUCUGGAAAAGAAACGAGAGGGCAAAACUCAAGAUUAAAGACCUUCAAGAUGCUGACCUCUUGCCGUAUGAGGUAUCAGUACCUGACAAAGAUCUGGAUAUGUCACCAUCUAAAAAAAAAAAAAAACACCUGAAAGAAUUCAAACACCUGCAUGGAAAAGAGAAGCCACAUACUUCAAAGAAAAAUGCGUAUUUAGAGAAAAUCACAGAGAAAAAGCUUAAGAAAAGGUGCAGCUUCUUAAAAAGUCAGGCUUUAGGUGAGGACUUUCCCAGAGGAGGUUCAGCAAAGUCAUCAAAGCAAAAAAAACACAAAGUAUCGAAACAUUCUGACAACAAUUUGUUCGGAAAAUCUGCUGGUGAGCGGUUUAAAAAACAAAAAAGGAACAGGCGCAAACAUAAGGGAGAAAAAUAUACUGCUGUGGAUGAGAGUUUACUUAUAAUUAAACAGAGGAAAAAGAAGUCUAAAAAGAACAAUAACUAGGAACAACACAGCAACAAUACAUACAUCCAAACCAAGUUUAUUAUAUUUGGUAUGCUUUUUUUUGUUUUUGUUUUUUUGGAGGGAGUGGGGGUGUGUGCCAACAACCACUUAGAAAAUAAUUAUUCUGAAACACAGGUGAAGUUCAGGAAUAAUAUGAAAGUGAUCAACACAGUUUGGUUCAUAUGAUCCUCCUUUUAAUUUAUCUUUAUGGGAGCCUCAAAAUAAAUGAAGAUACGUUCAGGGGUUUUGU